CGCCAUUUUUCUCUAUGUGAAAAUUUUUAUCAGUCGAAUUGAAUUGUUGCGUGUGAAAAUAUAAUAGCAAUUUUAAUUGAAAACUUGGAUUUUAAACAUUUUAAAACGCGUUUUGCUUGCCAAGAAGAAAAAUGCGAGUAACGAAAAGUGAUAUAAGCUUAGAAUUAGAAUGCUGGGUUGAGGAAUUAUCCCCAGCACAAUUAGCUGCAUACGAGAAAGUGACCAAUGAGCAUAAUGCAAUUAAAAAUGCACUAAAAUCAGCAUUGACUAGCAAUGAGGGUCGUGAGCUUUUCAAUGGCCAGGUAUUUCAGGCGUAUUCAUUUAAGGGUAAAGUUUUACAGGAAUUAAAAGAGGCCACAUUACCACCAAAAAAACCCGCUAAAGUUGAUGCACCUACUACGCCAGUGGGCGGUACACGCGGUGGUGCGCGUAAACGUCCAUCUAACUUUGUAUAUUUAGAAUCUUCGGAUGAAGAGGAAGACGAUGUGCCAUUAGCGAAGCGCAUUGCAGUAGCUGCAGGCAAAAAGGGGUUAACGCCGGUCGCUAUUGGCACACCUGGAAACGUUACAAAGGGAGCUAAAGGUCAAAAGGGCCUGCAGCCCCCUACUUCGCCAGGCACAAUUGGUAAAGGUGGAAAAGCUGGUUCAAGCGGAAAAGCAACAACAUCAAGUAAAGGUGAUAAAGGCGCAUCACCUACAACCCCGCCAACAAAUUUCAAGCCAUCAGAAAUUAGUUCCGUCGGCGGUUUGGUUAUCGGUACGGAUGGUAAAGAUGGAAAGGACGGUAAAGACCAAGGUAAAGAAACUAAACUUCAAGGCAAAACAUUUCCAUCUUUGGUGGUGUUGGCCAAACCUUGGCUCAAAGUUAAAGAUAUGUCAAGUACACGUAGCAAAUUGGAUUCAAAGGUAAAGUUGGUGCUGAUGUUGACACCAAAUAAAUUUACUGAAUGGCUUAUACAAGAGGGUCUGUUAAAAGCAGAGCAAAAGUGCGCUAAUCAUCGCUCAUAUGAGUUAAAAUUGGGUGUUUAUUCUGAUGCCACAAAGUUUCCCUACACCGGUGGUUAUGUUUGGAUUAGUGAAUGCUGUCCAAUGCGUUUUGUUUCUGUAUUUCACGGUUCCAUAUUUGAAGGUGCACCACACCCACCAUCAUGCAUACUCAAACUAAUUUAUCAUUGGUCUUGUCAGACAAAUAUACAAAACGUCGUACAGUGGGUUAAGGUAGACAAUGUCUAUAUAAAGGGUGUUUAUACGUGGCUUCGUGCAAUUUGCACAUUAGCAGUGCAUCAAAAAUGUAAAAAGCUAGGCGGACCAGAACGAUUUGUGGAGGUUGGUGUUAUCUCGUUGGGCACCACAUCGCAGGAUGGUCAACAACGUCAAGUGAAAGUUGAAGUUUUAGGCGUUCUGGAUUAUGCAGAGAAAACCAUACGACUACGUGCCGUCGAACCGGUAUCCGAUGCUGAUCGCAAUUAUAAAAAACGUUUUCAGACUAUACUGGAGCCGUUGCAACGUUGGGUGCACAAAGACAGUGUUAUUUGCAUUGAUUUAACUGUGGAUAAAAUGACACUAUACUCCAUGGGCUUUAAAAACAUCAUACAAGCUGCCGCAACCGAUAGCUCUGCCAAGCACACAAACUCCGCCGUAAUGGAUUACUUACGUCGCAUUGUGCCACGUAUGUUCCAGAAUACCUUAUCCCUGCUGUCGCGUCAGAUGAUCCAACAAUUUUUGGAUGAAUUGGUUUGGCGUGAACAAUUCGGCACAUAUGCAUUGCAGGCUUUCAACAACAUAACCUCACAUAUAGCAGAGCAGACACGUAUGAACACCAACGAAACGCUCACGCAACGCUUGUAUCAGGUUGCAACGAAUCCCUUCAAGGAUUGGAGCGUGCUGCCAGCAAAUUAUCGAGAGACGCCAGCAAAUACAACACCGAAACGGUUGAAAAAACCCAUAAACGAAGCUGAUUACGUUCAACCGGAAAAAGUCAACUUGAAGUCUAUUAAGAAGGAGAAACCCGAUACACCACGUCAUGACACUUCAUCGCCCGUUACAAGUGGUCGUCGCGGACGUCACGCAGCAGCUGCUGCUGCUGCUGAUGAUGAUUACAAACCAGAACCGAAAAAAUCCUCGGCAAAAAAUAGUAGCUCAUCAACUAGCAAAGCGCAACCAGCGUCAAAGUCCUCAUCCUCUAAACAUCAUGCAUCUAUCGCUAAGUCCGAGCCCACUUCUAGCAAGAAACUGCUUGCCGAGGCCAAGGUAAAAAAAGAAAAGGAUCUUGAGGACGAUUUAAAGGGUAUUGAGGAAUUGUACUAUGGCGUACGCGAUGGUUUGGAUGUAAAUUUCGAAAAUUUUCCUUACAAGAAUGACGCUGGCGCUGUUGUUGAGGCCACCAAUGUUGAUUGCCCCAUUUGCGAUCUUACUGAGUCAUUCGAUUCCAAUGAGAAAUUACAAACACAUUUGGUCUCACAUAUUAUUGCCGAUAAGGAUCAUCAGUUCCAAUGUCUAUUCUGUCUGGAUAAGCAUCCCAGCGAGUCGGUACUCACUAAACACAAUCAAAUUAUGCAUCCACUCGAAACGAAGUCAGCUGCGUCAGCUUCUUAUCACUGUUUAAUUUGCCAGCAACGCUUCAAUUCGUUGCAUCAUUUAACGGUGCAUUUGCAGAAGAUGCAUAAUAUGUUGGAAUUGCCAUAUGUUUGUCAGGCAUGUGGCUAUCGUUCAUCGUCGCACCGUGAUGCAGUCCGUCAUUUCUAUGAUGAUCAUAAAAGUCAGAAUUUCUUGCAAUGUCCAUUCUGUUUGGAUAUUUUCCGUUUCUCCUACAAAGGACAUGUUAGCGUUUCCAACAUUGAAAACUAUUAUAUGCAUCUUCGUGCUCAUCUUCAUAAGAAGGAUAUACAGUUGCGUUGUCAAAAGUGUGCGCUCAGCUUUAUCGAAAAGGGUGCAUUAAAGCAGCACUCGGCCAAUCAUCACACUAGCCUUUUGAAGAGCACACAAAAGGUGCUGCCACUGCUCGCCAACUCUAUGCUUAUUGCACCACCGAAGAUACGCAGUCAUCAUCGCGAACCACUACUCUACACCGUAGUUUCGAAACUCGGCGAGUUCUUUGCAUUCAUUGACGGUUCCAUUUGUGCGGAGUGUAACUCUGAAAUUCUAAGUGAAGAGCAUUUCAGUGGCGUUUUGAAAUGCAAUAAAUGUAAUUACAAAUCGUGUUGUGAACGUGCUGUCUUCGAGCAUGCGGCCGAGUGCAGCGGCGGUAGUGUGGCGCACGAAGUUAUGGAAUUGCCACUACCAAAUGAAAUGCAUUGUAUUUGCGGUUUCUCCACAUCGAUUGGCAAUAAGAUGGCACAUCAUUUGGCCACAUGUGGUCAAAAAUCGGCAUAUGCCUCAGUGGAGGCUGCCCAAGAGAACACCGUCAAACGCAAUAUGUUAGAUAUGCUGGGUUUGGUGCGACGCGAUGGUGAAUCUGGUGCCGAAGGUGAUGAACCAAUUGGCGAACAAGCCAACGACACUGCAACCGAAUCUGUAGUUAACGCGGCGGUAGAACCAACCGAAUUGCAAGCACCACAAGCGGCAAUGGACACCGAUACAGUGCAACCCAUACAAUUCGGUGACAUGGAGACCAGUCCUAUAUUGGAUGGCCAAAAUGUACAGCAAGAGCAGCAGCCGCCGCAGCAGCAACAAGCGCCGUCUACACUCGACAACACAGGCGUUGUGGAUCAGCAAGCCGCCACGGCUUAUAGCAGUCAUAUGGUUGAUAGUGGCGAUGUGCAGGCGGCACAAUAUCACAUUGGUUUUGGACAGCCAGAGCAACAACAUGCGCUCAAUACAUCUGAUAUUGAUAUGCCGUUAAUUGGUGAGUUGGCCGAUCCAAAUCCGCCAGCAACGCCACAAUUUUUAGGUGAAGUGCACACGCCUAUGUUUGAUGCGGUGGCAGCUGCUGAGCAACAGCACUAUCAUCAAAUGAUGCAGCAGCAGCAACAGCAGCAGCACCAUCAUAACCAACAGCAAUGAAAACGAAUGAAACAGCGCCAACGUGACUACACGUUGCCGUGGCAAAGCUAUUGAGUAGCGGAAAGUGACGAAUUGUGAGGUACUAUUAAACAAGAGUAGGUUUGUUAGGGAUAUUCACUUAGUGUAUACAUUUUUCGUGCAUUGGCAUGCUUCUUGUAUUGGGAUUUGUUGCAAAAUGUAGUACAUAAUAAUAUCUACUGCAUUUUGCAACUACCCUAUAAGUGUUGCAUAUUUUUUCUUUUGCAAACGUUGGCCAUAAUUUAAAUUAAUAAAUCAUCUAAAUUUAAUUUCUUUACAAUUUACAAAUAAUUGUACUUUUUAUAAAAAAUAAAGAUUUUGUCAAAACAAUUUUCGAGCUAUUCACGAAACUUUUAAUUGCGUGGUGACAUAUGACAGCUGCUUUCUUUGUUUACAUUUAAAAAAUUGUUUCGUAUCAUUGUUUUGCGGAAUCGAGAAACUUUCAAACAGCUAUUCGACAUUAAAAGCUUAAAAUUUUUUUUUAUAUUUUUCUUAUUUUUAAUUUUAUUCUUAAUUUUAAACCAGCUGGAGCUUCGUGAAAACCUCUAAUAAAAGAAUAUUUAACGAUGGUAAAUUAUCAAACUCAGAAUAUCUAUAAUUAAUUUAUUUUUACCGUUUACAUUUAAAUAUUUAAACGUAAAAGAAACAUGCGCAACAUUUAUACCGUUAGUGAAUAUCCCAAUUACUUUCAAUUGUCUCGUAAAUGCUUUUGACUUUAUUUUACUAAAUUUGAUUUAUAUAUGUAUGUAUAUAUAUAUGUAUAUGUAUAAAUAUGUUUAUAAUGUCUAACCUAGUAUGUGGUGCACUUUUAAGUUAAUACAGGUUCGCAUUUUGCUUGAAAUUUCGCCGUUUAUUGUUUAGCAAAAGUUCUUAUUUUAUUUUUAAAUAAGCAAAAAUUGUUCAAUGCUAAAUAAAUACAACAAAAAUGUAAUUAUUAUAUACAAA
This is a messenger RNA of Bactrocera tryoni, 4964 nucleotides long. RefSeq lists its product as uncharacterized. NCBI's taxonomy places the organism in Eukaryota, Metazoa, Arthropoda, Insecta, Diptera, Tephritidae. Bases 132 to 4001 code for a protein of 1289 amino acids. Gene Ontology annotation, cellular component: nucleus. The record is from RefSeq and is a predicted model, not a curated record. Gene Ontology annotation, molecular function: DNA-binding transcription factor activity, RNA polymerase II-specific; sequence-specific DNA binding. Gene Ontology annotation, biological process: regulation of transcription by RNA polymerase II. The transcript is spliced from 9 exons.